CAGGAGUUGAUAAAACCCCCGCGUGCCGCUGGCGGCCGAGAAAGCCGCGCUCUGGCCAAGCCCGCCCCGUCGCCCGGCUGCUCCCUCUGCGGAGUCCUGGGGGUUUGCCAGCUCUUCCCAGGAGGGACUCGCUGGCCCCGUCGCCUCCACUGCACCCCACCCCACCCCACCGCGCGCAGAGGCUGGGCAGCCCCAAGGGCCGGAGGACGGCUUCCCAUCGCCGCCCUCAGUCCGGCCCGACCACUGGUGGGGCCUGCAGGCCGUGGCCGGCGGUCUCUGCGACCAGCCCCGGACGCAUCGCUUGGGGAGCGCGCUGGAGGAAAAGGCGGGAGCGGCGCGGCGCCGGCCAUGGCUGAGGGGCUGCUGGGGGCGCCAGCCGGGGACGCCUGCUGGGAGAUCGACGUGGAGAGCCUGGAGGAGCCGCUGCCCGCCCAGCCGCCGCGGCCCGGAGGGGAGGAAGGCGAGGCGGACGACGACGACGACGACGACGAGGAGGAGUGCGAGGCGGAGGACGAGGGCGAGGGCGAGGGGAGCGGCGUGGCGGGGCCCGCGCCCGCUCAGCAGGCGGCGGAGGGACUCGCCGAGGCGGGCGGGGAGGCGGCGCCGCGCAAGCUGAGCCGGACGCCCAAGUGCGCGCGCUGCCGCAACCACGGCGUGGUCUCCUGCCUGAAGGGCCACAAGCGCUUCUGCCGCUGGCGGGACUGCCAGUGCGCCAACUGCCUGCUGGUGGUGGAGAGGCAGCGCGUCAUGGCCGCCCAGGUCGCGCUCCGCAGGCAGCAGGCCACAGAGGAUAAGAAAGGACUUACAGGGAAACAAGCUAACUUUGAGCGCAAGACAGUGUACCACAGGCAUGUCCGAACACCCAGUUUGCUAGCCAAAAGCAUUUUAGAAGGUUAUCGUCCCAUUGCAGCAGAUCCCUAUCUGGGAGGGAAUUCAUCCUUACCACCUCCUGUGAGUGACAGGAUGAGAAAAAGGCGGGCUUUUGCUGACAAAGAACUGGAGAAUAUCAUGCUUGAAAGGGAGUAUAAGGAAAGAGAAAUGAUGGAAGCUACUCAAGCUGCUGCCUUUUUUCUGCCUAAUCGUAUAGGGCAUGGGUCUGAAUAUAACUCUUACAAAACUGCCUUUAGCCCUAAUCAGAUUGAAGCUUCCAAUAAGGAGUUUUGCAACUUCUUGCCAACCUGCCUGGAUCUAACAAUGCAGUAUUCAGGUUCAAGGAAUAUGGAACUGAUUUCAUCAAAUGUGAGUGUAGCUACUACCUACAGGCAGUACCCUUUGCCCUCUAGGUUUCUGAUGUGGCCAAAGUGUGGUCCCCUGAAUGAUGCCCUUCUCUAUCAACAGUGCCUUCUAAAUGCUACCACAGUUCAAGCUCUCAAGCCUGGGGCAGCCUGGGAUUCCAAAGCUUCACAAAGUCAGGAUUGUCCAAGCUCGGAACGUGACAUGAUGUCAUCAAAGACUGAAAAUUCAUUCCUACUUCCUCAUGUGCUAGAAAUUCAACCAUCUCCAAAUGAACUCCAGCAGGCCUCCCAAGAUAAUCGUGAGAGAUCAGCCUUCUCACCUCCUAUGAGGACUUUCCAACACAUCUCUGAAAAGGAUUCUCUGGCUGCUCAAGAACAGUCCCUCAGCAAGGAAAGUAACAAGACGCACUUUCCACCACCGCUGAAAUAUAGCCCAUUCCAUUCAUUAUUCCAGCAGGCGUUACAUAACAAAACAGGGCCUGAAUUAAAAAUGACGUUUGAUGAGGCAUCCAAAAAGUACAGGGAAUAUACCCUCAAAGAGAACCCAAAAUACAAAUUCACCAUAGACAGAUAUGCAAAAGACAUUUUGGAGACCAAAAAAGUGAUAACAAAACUGUCAACAAAUGAACCCCUGUCCUUUUCGGUUGAAUCAAUUCUCAAACGGCCUUCUUCUAUGGUCACCAAUGUUACCCAAUAGUUAGAUAAUGUGAUCCUCAAAUGAGUCAUAUUAGUGUAUUUGCACUUAAUUAUGUAAUCCUAGCCAUAUUUACUAAGAUUUUGAGUUCCAUUUUGAUUUAGUGGAAAUUACUUUUAAGUAAACAGAUUUAGGAUUGGGAUGCAUAUAAUUUUAUGCUGCAGUACAUGGAUGGAAACUGCAUUUUAUUUUGUUGGAAUUUAUUUCUAAGUAAAGUGGUUUAGGAUUAUUACUAAAGUUGCCAUCAGGUCUGGAGAACAAUUGUCCUGUCCCUUUAAUAGAAGUUUAAUGGGAUGUGGUUUAUUACCCUGUUUCUCCGAAAAUAAGACAUCCCCUGAGAAUAAGACGUAGUAGAGGUUUUGCUGAAGUGCUAAAUAUAAAACAC
Messenger RNA from Sphaerodactylus townsendi, 2314 nucleotides. RefSeq names its product doublesex and mab-3 related transcription factor 2 (gene DMRT2). Gene Ontology annotation, molecular function: RNA polymerase II cis-regulatory region sequence-specific DNA binding; DNA-binding transcription factor activity, RNA polymerase II-specific. The transcript is spliced from 4 exons. Gene Ontology annotation, cellular component: nucleus. Gene Ontology annotation, biological process: sex differentiation; regulation of transcription by RNA polymerase II. Lineage: Eukaryota; Metazoa; Chordata; Lepidosauria; Squamata; Sphaerodactylidae. The record is from RefSeq and is a predicted model, not a curated record. Bases 349 to 1932 code for a protein of 527 amino acids.